AUGCAGACUGCUUCUACAAACAUUUGUGAAAGAAUGGGUCGCUCUCAGGAGCUCAGUGAAUUCAAGCAUUGUACCAUGAUAUGUUGCCACCUGUGCAAUAAGUCCAUCCAUGAAAUGUCCUUGCUACUAAUUAUGCCACGGUCAACUGUUUAGUGGUAUUAUAACUAAGUGGAAGCUACUGGGAACAACAGCAACUCAGCCACAAAGUGGUAGGCCAUGUAAAAUGACAGUGCGCAGAAGUUGCCAACUGUCCGCAGAAUCAAUAGCUAAAGACCUCCAAACUUUUUUCCAUUGAAGGGAACUUUUAAGGCGUUAGCAUACUAAGACAUUUUGGACAAUUUCAUG
Staurois parvus is the source of this 345-nucleotide messenger RNA. The record is from the annotation of a GenBank genome assembly. Lineage: Eukaryota; Metazoa; Chordata; Amphibia; Anura; Ranidae.